AAUUUUCUUCCCUUCUUUAGAAUCAUCUACAAUGCUAAACGAUCAAACAAUUGAAUUAAAUUUUGUGCGCAACCGUUUGGAAACAUUUCAAAGCACCGUAUUGCGUGACGUACAGAAACGUAUGUCGAGCAUGAUAGACGAGGUCAUGCAAGAACUUCGACAACAUGAACUGCAAACAAAUGAAUUUCGUAAUUUUGCAACACCACAUAUGUUGCACAAUCAUCAUGUUAACACAUCAAACACCUGGAGUAAUCGUAUAAGAACUGAAACUAAACCAAAGACGAUUGAAAGUACAGAUAAGGAAGUUUCUCAUGAAGAUGAUGUUAAAGUCAUGGAUACAACUACUAAUGCAACAGAUACAGAUUCUUCUAGCAGUGGGAAUAAGAAAAGAUCCAAAUCGAAGAAAUAUAAUGCAUUGCCUGAAAAGAUAUUCGUUACGCGCGAAUCAUUUUUGACGGCCCUCUUAGAGGUCGAUCAUAUGAAGACAAUUUAUCAUAUAUUUUAUAUAAUAUUUUUGGUCUUUUUGCUGAAUAAUAUCACUUAUGAGUAUUUGGUUAAAGGAAGGUGAGUGUUCAGAAUCAUU
Messenger RNA from Lucilia cuprina (Australian sheep blowfly), 583 nucleotides. Its product is annotated as sterol O-acyltransferase 1-like. The record is from RefSeq and is a predicted model, not a curated record. Lineage: Eukaryota; Metazoa; Arthropoda; Insecta; Diptera; Calliphoridae. The transcript has a single exon. Bases 32 to 568 code for a protein of 178 amino acids.